Condylura cristata (star-nosed mole) is the source of this 4351-nucleotide messenger RNA. It is a transcript of the gene IL12RB2, whose product is annotated as interleukin 12 receptor, beta 2. The transcript has 15 exons. Bases 1 to 2577 code for a protein of 858 amino acids. Gene Ontology annotation, cellular component: signaling receptor complex; membrane; external side of plasma membrane. Gene Ontology annotation, biological process: cytokine-mediated signaling pathway. Lineage: Eukaryota; Metazoa; Chordata; Mammalia; Eulipotyphla; Talpidae. Gene Ontology annotation, molecular function: cytokine binding; cytokine receptor activity. The record is from RefSeq and is a predicted model, not a curated record.
AUGGCAUAUGUGCUUAGAGCGUGCUCACAGGCUCUCGUUUUUGUAAUCGUGUCGCUGUUGGUUAAAGCAGAAAUAGAGGUGUGCAAGAAAGGAGAUGUGACUGUGAGCCCUUCCCAUGUAAUUUCCCUUGGAUCAUCAGUUAAUAUUUCGUGCUCUUUGAAGCCCAACCAGGGCUGCUUCCCACAUUCCAGUUUCAACCAGUUAAUCCUCUAUCAAGUCAAGAACAGAAUCAAUAGUCGGCAUGGUGACUCUCUCAGUUCUCAGAUCACAGGCCUCACUCUGGGUACAACUCUGUUUGUCUGCAAACUGGCCUGUAGAGGAAAUACUGAGAUUAGCAUAUGUGGGGCAGAGAUCUUGGUUGGUGUUGUUCCUGAACAGCCUCAGAACUUAUCGUGUAUACAGAAUGGAGGACAUGGGACAGUGGUCUGCACCUGGGAAAGAGGACAUGACACCCAUCUAUUUACUAAGUACACUUUAAAGUUAAAUGGACCAAAAAAUCUAACUUGGCAAAAGCAUUGUAAUGGCAAUUAUUGUGAUCAUUUGGACAUUGGAAUCAACAUCCCUGAAUCAUCUGAAUCCACUUAUGUAGCACAGGUUACAGCUAUCAAUAGUCUUGGAAGUGCUUCUUCAUUUCCAUCUGUGUUCACCUUCUUUGACAUAGUGAGACCUCUUCCUCCGUGGGACAUCAGAAUCAGAUUUGUAAAUGCUUCUGUGAGCAAGUGCAUCCUUCAAUGGAAAGAUGAAGAACUGGUGCAGCUUAAUCGACUCAGAUAUCGGCCCAUUAACAACACAUCCUGGAAUAUGGUUAAUGCUACAAAUGCCAAAGGAAGACAUGACUUGCUGGACCUGAAACCAUUUACAGUAUAUGAAUUUCAGAUUUCCUCUAAGAUACAUCUUUACAAAGGUAGUUGGAGUGACUGGAGUGAAUCAUUGAGCACACAAACACCAGAAGAAGAGCCUACUGGCAUAUUGGAUGUCUGGUACAUGAAACAAUACAUUGACUACAACACACAACAGAUCUCUCUUUUCUGGAAGAAUCUGAGUGUAUCAGAGGCAAGAGGAAAAAUCCUUCACUACUGGGUGACCUUGCAUGAAGUGACAGGAAGGAAAAUCACACUAGAAAACAUCACAGAAAAUACCUCCUGGACCUGGAUUAUUCCCAGAAUUGGGAAUUGGACUGUGACUGUAUCUGCAGCUAAUUCAAAAGGCAGUUCCCUGCCUACUCAUAUUAAUAUAACGGACCUGUGUGGGGCAGAGUUGCUGGCACCUCACCAGGUUUCUGCAAACCCAGAGGGUCUGGACAACCUCAUGGUGAGUUGGGAACCUCCCGGUAAAGCUGUCCCUGCUAUCCAGGAGUACGUUGUGGAAUGGAGGGAGGCUCAUCCCAGAGGGGGCACAGAAUCCCCUCCAAACUGGCUGCGGAGACCCCCUAACCACACAUCCACUCUCAUUUCAGAAAACAUAAAGCCCUACAUCUGUUAUGAAUUCUACGUGCAUGCAUUCUCGGGGAACCAGGGAGGAUGCAGCUUCUUUAGAGCUGACUCUAAGGACAAAGCACCACUGAGUGGCCCCCACAUUAUCGCCAUCACAGUAGAGAAGCGAGGAGUUUUGAUUUCAUGGAAUAGAAUUCCUGCUCAGGAGCAAAUGGGCUGCAUCCUUCAUUACAGAAUAUACUGGAAAGAACAGAACUCUGAUUCCCAGCCUCAGCUUUGUGAAAUUCCCUACAGGGCAUCCCCAAAUUCACAUCCCAUAGCCAGUCUGCAACCCAGAGUGACAUACAUACUAUGGAUGACAGCUCUGACAGCUGCUGGGGAAAGCCCCCAAGGAAAUGAAAGGGAAUUUUGCCUGCAAGGUAAAGCCAAUUGGAGCACAUUUGUGGCGCCAAGCAUUUGCAUUGCUAUCAUCACAGUGGGAAUUUUCUCAACACGUUCCUUCCGGCAAAAGGCAGCUGUUCUCCUGUCAGCCCUCAGACCUCAGUGGUGUAGCAGAGAAAUUCCAGACCCAGCAAAAAGCAUGUUGGUAAAAAAGUGUCCCAUUGCAGAGGAGAAGAUGCUCCUUCAUUUAGACAAGCUCCUGACAUCCCGUUCCAUCGCUGAAGAGCCUGAACCCCUUGUCAUCAAUGAAGUCCUCUAUGAAGGAGCCCCAGCCUUCAGACCUAUCCAUCGCUCCAACUGGUCAGGAGGACAAGAAGUCCAAGGUCAUUACACCUCUGAGGAAGACACAGGAUACAGUGCUUCCAGGCCAUCUCCUCCAAGAGCUCUCACAACAGAGACUCAGCAACUUGUGGACCUAUACAAGGUACUGGGCUGCAGGGGCCCUAACUCAAAGCUGGGAAACCCAGCUAGCUCCUUGAUGGUUCUCCCUGUAGACUACCUUCCCACGCAGGAGGGCUACUUACCCUCCAACAUAGAUUCUCUCCCUUCACAAGAACCCAUAAUAGACUCUCUGGAAGAACUAGAGCAUCAGCACAUCUCUCUUUCCAUUUUCCCUUCAAGUUCUUUUCACCCUCUCAACUCCUCCUAUGGUGAAUUGACUCUGGACCAGUUAAAGAUGGGUUGUGACUCCUUUAUGCUAUGAGAGACAAAGCUUGAAGCAUGGAAAAUCAAUGUGCUCCCAACCAGCAUGGCAUGCCCUACCUCCCACCCCUAUGCUUCCAUAGUGUUGCCUCGUUAUCAUCAGCUCCAGUUGCAGCUGGAGGAUAAACAAUCCAGCAGGAUGAAUCUCUGGAGCUGAGAAUGACUAUCACCUGGAGUCUUAAGAUUAAUUACAUCUACUGCCAAUCUACAGACUCCCAACUUUUUUAGCUAUGUUGGCAAGAAAGGGAAAGUGAAAACCAAUUGUUAGAAACGACAACCAGUCCAAAAGAUCGUUCUUACAACUAUUUAUAGAACCCCUACUACACUCCAGGUAUUAUGUCUAGAUCAGUAGAGUCCAGAAUUUUCUGAGAAGUGUGUUUAUUACAUAUAUAUGCUUCAAUAGAGUGGACACCGAGCAUACUGUCUAUCGAAUACUUUGCAGUAUCUGGGAUGACUAACAAACUGAAUUUUGAUUGUAAUUCACAUGGUUAAUGGCUUCUGCUUUGGAGAGCAUAGCUUUAGACCAAAACACUACAUGAAGAAUUACAGGGAAUUUUUAUAUAUCAUCCUAGUUUUACUGAUGUAAUAGAAUCUGGUGAACACCAAAUGAAGUGUUCUAAGGUGGUCAUGAUUGUCCUCAUUUGUGGAAGCCUAAAAUUGUAUUUUUCCCCUAAAAAGCAUCAUUUUGCCUUUACCCCCUCUGUGAAUCAAGAGUAGCUCAGUGGUUUCUGCUUUGUCAUAAGGGAGCAGGCCAAAUGUUCUGAUCCAGUCUUUUUUUCUACCACUGAUGGUGCUGCCUCCCACCAGUGCUAUCUCAGAACUUUUCUUGGUCAUCCAGCUAGUCCUCAGACAGUUCAAGUUGAGCCUGAAGAUACUAUUCUUUCCCAAGGCUGAAGCUUCAAACAUGAUUCAUUUCACUCCUUUCAAACUGAUGCCUUUGGCUUAUCAAUCUUCUCUUUCGCACUGCUGCCUCUAUCCCUUCACUAUAGGCACUUCUAAGCUGGUGGGGUAUGUGUUGGUUUAAGUGUAUCCAAAAAAACAGGAUGAAAGGUCCAAAAAGAACUUUUUCUUAAAUCUGUCAAGCCUGGGGCAACAGGUGGGGGAAGAAGGGGAGUGUAGGAAUCCAGACCAGUCCCACUGUAACAGAACAGCUAUUCUUAGCAUUUCCUGAGCUCUAGAAAUUAAAAUGAUAAACAUUUGCUAUACUUGUUUUACUCUUGACCCAUGAUUCUGGCAUUAUGCAUUUUCUCCCAGGCUUCCUUUGAAAAGAUAAGCUCCAUUUUCAUCUCUAGUCUACUGUAUUUAGCUACUGCAGAGCACUCACAUGAAGCUUAUAGCUAGUGCUACCUUAUCUUCACCCAAGACGUGGUAGCCCUUGUUUACAAGAGUGAGGACGAGGCCAUCUCCUCAGAAACUAGCCAAUGUAUUAUUACCAAUAGCAGUUCCUUGACUCUCUUGCAGAUUACCUGACAAUUCAACAUAGUCACUGUUCCCCACUUCCUACCCACCUUGUGCCAGACAGUUCCAUCUCCCUCUCCCUUCCCUGAAUGCCUGGUCAUUUGUAUUCAUAUGAUGAACAGGAGCCAUCCUUGAUUUACUUAGAGGCUCCUUCUGGGAUAUGGAGGCUUCCUCAAUGUUCUCCUAGUAGCAUAUCCACACCACUACUUACUUCUGCUAGACUAUAAACAGGAAAGCAGGGACCAUGGCAGGCUAACCAAAAAAUGUAUAAGAUUGGGGCCUCUCUGGUGGCGAAGGGGUUAAAUUGCAGCACUAUC